AGUGAGGGAGAGAGAAGAGAGCAGAGCGGGAGAUAGAGAGAUACCAGGAGUGUAAUGGUUUGCACUCCUAUUCAGACAGUUAGACAGGGAGGGAGCAAAACAGAGAGUUGGUGAGAUGAGAGUUCACACACCAGUCCACAUGGAUGGAUAAGGAAAAACAGGGAUAAAGGGAGAAAAAGGAAUCCCGCCAACAUCCCUGUCAGGACUACUCUCUGUGGAACUGUUUUUCUCUGUUCGGGACUCAGUGAGGAAAGAACAUCUGUCAGUAGUGUGACCCUUGUCCGUUUAUAAAUAUUCAAUCCUAAUUCUUGGAUUACUGCUGAAAGGGACAGAAGAUAAACCAGCAAUUUGUAUCUGUCGUCCUAGAUUGUUGCAUAGGUGGAAGGAGAGGGGACAGCGUGGUGUAUGGACCAUCCCCGGAGCAUCUGUGUUUACCCUGCAUGGUCACUAUGAAAGAAAGAUGUGGGACUGUAGGAAAGACAGAUGAUGCUGUAUGCAGCUCCUACUUCGUGAAGUCCAAUUAUUGUCUGGGAUCUUUUUGAAAACCUACAAGGCGGGCUCAUGAGGAUGACCUCUUCCCGAAUAGCUGAAUCAACCUUCCUCCAAAGAGCAUAUAAAUACUGGUGAUCACAAAUGUCACGGUGAUCACACGUCAUGGUGAUUGGACACAUCUUAUAAUCUGCUCCACCCGAGCCAUCUCCAGUGAUUGAGGGUUCAGCAUGUCAAGGGGCAAACUGGAGACCUGUGCUCAAUUUACAAGUCAAUGGCAGCUGGAGCCAGGCGCACAGAGACUGAUGAGAAAGGUGGAGCGUGAAGGCCUGUUCCAUUAGUGAUCCCGGGGGAGAAAUGAGCCUGGACGCUGCCCAGGCACACUGACCUCUUCUGGACAUAUUCUGGACAUUACUAUGCUGUACACUGGGGAAUCUAUAUGGCUGACUGACAAGCUCUUGGAGUACAAGCUAAUGGAUAUAACAAUUUUUUUAUAUUUUCAGAUGUGACUACCAACUUCUCACUGGGGACAAAAAACAAAAAGUAAGGAUUUGGAUCAUACUAUGAGCAGUACAUUCCAGUCCUGUGCAGGGGAAAGGGUCUGUAUUUCUUUGUUUUCUUGGUUGGCUGUGUUACUCCUGCCUGGGAAUAUCAUGAGAUUAUAAACAGGAGGUGGCUCAGACAUCUUAUCCCUGUUCCACUCAUCCAUCAGUGCUCCCAACAUCAUCAAAACAAACGGCCCAGGGAUCUGAGAAAAAAGUCUGUAGAGGACAUUUGCCUAUUUUCUCUGACAUCCUAUGGGUUCAGGUGGCUGAUUCCUUAGCUUUCUUGCCAUUGAGGUCACGAAGAAAAAGCUGGCAGCCCAUAGACAGUAUAUGGCGAGACAGACAGGUGCUUUUCUGGCUGUCAGCCUCUCUGGGAGGACCAAGCAGUGAAAGAAAAAGCCUCGCUGGGGGGCUCUGCUGGAACGGAAACACUCUUCUACUGGCUAUGUUUGGAUGUGAUGUUUCUCUCUGUGGAUCUAACUUGGACUCUAUGGCCUGAUUACACAGCCCUAAUAUUCAGAUAGUGCUGGAGGGAAAGGAUAAUGCAUAUCCUUCCCUACCUGGAACAAGAAGCCACUAUGAGCAACGUCACGGUCACAGACAACACUGAACCUAUCAGCCGCACCAUGAGUCCGGCAACCCCCAGCCCAUAUUCCUAUCCUGUUAGUUUUCAGGUCUCCCUGACUGGCUUCCUCAUGCUGGAAAUCGUUCUGGGCCUGAGCUCAAACCUCACUGUGCUUGCUCUCUACUGCAUGAAGUCGAAUCUCAUUAGUUCUGUCAGUAACAUUGUCACUAUGAACCUCCAUGUGCUGGACGUGCUCGUUUGUGUGUGCUGCAUCCCUCUCACCAUUGUGGUGGUACUGCUCUCCCUGGAGAGAGACACCGCCCUUGUCUGCUGCUUCCAUGAAGCCUGCGUCUCCUUCGCUAGUGUUGCCACUGCUGCUAAUGUGCUUGCCAUCACCCUCGACCGCUACGACAUCUCAGUCAAACCAGCCAACCGGGUGCUGACCAUGGGCCGUGCCCUGGCCCUGCUGGCUGCUAUUUGGGUGCUAUCGUUUGUUAGUUUCCUUGUUCCCUUUAUUGAGGUAGGUUUCUUCGCCCAGGGCCACGCUGAGCUGAACCAGACAGUGGUGGAGAAUGUGGUCCACACUAACCAGUACUACACAGAACUUGGCCUGUAUUACCAUUUGCUUGCUCAGAUCCCUAUUUUCUUCUUUACUGCUGUUGUCAUGCUCAUCACCUACUCAAAGAUCCUGCAAGCACUCAAUAUUCGCAUUGGCACACGUUUCCACGCUUCACAGAAGAAGAAGGCUCGCAGGAAAAAGCGUCCAUCCAUGACGGCCAUGACAACGCAGCAAGAGGCCACAGACGGAUCCCAGAGCAGUGGCAGUCGCAACCCCACACUGGGCAUGCGUACUUCUGUCUCUGUAAUCAUUGCCUUGCGCAGGGCUGUUAAACGCCACAGAGAAAGGCGAGAGCGCCAAAAAAGGGUUUUCAGGAUGUCCCUACUGAUAGUGUCUACGUUCCUGCUGUGCUGGACACCCAUCACGGUACUUAAUACAGUCAUCCUAAGUGUGGGCCCCAGUGACCUAAUGGUCAAACUGAGACUGGGCUUCCUAGUCAUGGCCUAUGGGACCACUAUCUUUCACCCUCUACUCUAUGCCUUCACUAGGCAGAAGUUCCAGAAAGUCUUGAAGAGCAAGAUGAAGAAGCGAGUGGUGUCCAUUAUUGAAGCAGAUCCUACACCUAAUAAUGCCAUCAUCCACAACUCCUGGAUCGACCCAAAGAGGAACAAAAAGGUGACAUUUGAGGACAAAGAUGCCCGACAGAAAUGUCUGUCUUCUGAGGACGUGGAGUGAAGGAACUCAUUAUCUUUAGGGUAUACAGUCAAUAAAAGCAGCUAAAACUGACAUCAUGUCAUGAUGAAAAAGGGAAAUACUAAUCCAAAGCAGUAUUGUAAAUAAUGUGUAAUAGAAUGUACACAAACAAAAGGUGGAUAAUUUAUUACUAUUUAUUGAGAAAAAAAGUAGGUUUGAUAGAUAUACCAUAUACUGUAGAUAUUGCAUGGCUUUUUGUAACAGUAGCAAAGUAAAGUACAUUGUGUACAUACAUAAUACAUGUACAGCAUAGGGUAAACAAGGUAUAUAAAUAGAGAGAGAGAGAAGUAGGAACUGUUAUGUAUAUGUUUAUUUAUAAUAAAUUUCAUGUUCACUCAACUAAUGCAA
Messenger RNA from Xiphias gladius (swordfish), 3259 nucleotides. RefSeq names its product G-protein coupled receptor 22-like. Gene Ontology annotation, molecular function: peptide binding; G protein-coupled receptor activity. The coding region runs from base 1577 to 2893 and encodes 438 amino acids. Gene Ontology annotation, biological process: G protein-coupled receptor signaling pathway. The record is from RefSeq and is a predicted model, not a curated record. The transcript is spliced from 3 exons. Gene Ontology annotation, cellular component: membrane. Lineage: Eukaryota; Metazoa; Chordata; Actinopteri; Istiophoriformes; Xiphiidae.